UAUAACAUCGCUGCACAGGUCGUCCUGUAGUAUGUCAGAUUAGCAGCAGCAUCAGUAGCUCAUUAUCUGGUAACGUUAUAUAACAAUGUGUUGUGCGCUUUUGCCUCAGCGGUUAGCAUAAUGAGCAUGUGCGGUUUGAAUAAUAUAUCAUUUUAUUCAUGACAUUUACUUUAGCUAGCCUGAGCGGCUAACCUUUAGCAAAGCGCCCGCUGUCAUUGAUGAAGUUCAGCUAAUGUUAAUGUUAAUGGCAGCCAGCGCUUCGUAGUCAAAGCGUGUAACGUCCCCGUUCACUAGCGUCAUGCCACAAGAAGCGCUCUUCCUCGACCCGGCGCCGGCGGGCCCGUUUGACAGCGGCGGGAAGGAGACGAAGAGCAGGAGCCGACUCGGUGUCGUCGUCACCGGGGUGCUGGGGGGCUCGCUGGUCGCCCUGUACGCGGUGGCUGCUCCGUUUGUCACUCCCGCUCUGAGGAAGGUCUGUCUCCCGUUCGUCCCAGCGACCACAGCCCAGGUGGACAAUGUCCUCAGGGUGCUGCGGGCCAGAUCAGGGACCCUGGUGGACAUCGGCAGCGGAGAUGGAAGAAUAGUGAUAGCAGCAGCCAAGCAUGGGUUCCAGGCGUCGGGCUUUGAGCUGAACCCCUGGCUGGUGUGGUAUUCUCGCUACAAGGCCUGGAGAGAGGGAGUCCAUCGCUCCACCUCCUUCCACAUCUCUGACUUGUGGAAGGUCAGUUUUGCUCAGUACUCCAAUGUUGUCAUUUUUGGAGUCCCUCAGAUGAUGGACCAGCUGGAGCUGAAGCUGGCAAGCGAGUUACCGAGCACAGCCAAGGUGGUGGCAUGCCGCUUUCCCUUCCCCACUUGGGUCCCUGAACAUGCCGCUGGGGAGGGCAUAGACACUGUGUGGGUGUACGAUGCAAAGACAUUUAAGUCACACCUGCAACACGGAAUGACAAGGAAGACAACAGCACAACACGAGGACACACCAGAUUCACAAACAUAAACGCUAACAGAUCUUGUUAAGUUGUCAUCAUGCAAUGUUUUUUUAAAUCCAUGCAUUUCUACUCCUCCUCCAGUGGACCUGACAUGGCUGGACUGAUGAAUGUAAAGUCUCUAUACAUCAGUGUCCAAGUCUGAGGUUGAGCAUGUAAAAAGCAGGAAAAAACAGCUCGACACUGGAACUGACCUUGAUGAGUGGUGACGCUCAUGUUAAAGCCGGCUGUUUCCAGCAGAAUUGUGAAUCUCCUCUACGUCUGUAUUGCUGCACACUCUAUGGACGGCUGAAUGAUCAGACAGGCAUUUCAGAUCUGAUACACGUGUGAUGAUCAAAACCAGGAUUCAAAGAGUAAAUGAUGAUGACUUGAGGAAAUUGAAUUCCUAAUAGGAAAAAGUGCUUUAAUGAUUAAAAAAAGAUGAUGAUUGAAAGUUGCAGUGAAUUG
This is a messenger RNA of Morone saxatilis (striped sea-bass), 1430 nucleotides long. It is a transcript of the gene atpsckmt, whose product is annotated as fATP synthase c subunit lysine N-methyltransferase. Gene Ontology annotation, biological process: regulation of mitochondrial ATP synthesis coupled proton transport; peptidyl-lysine trimethylation; positive regulation of proton-transporting ATP synthase activity, rotational mechanism. Lineage: Eukaryota; Metazoa; Chordata; Actinopteri; Moronidae. Bases 299 to 994 code for a protein of 231 amino acids. Gene Ontology annotation, cellular component: mitochondrion. The record is from RefSeq and is a predicted model, not a curated record. Gene Ontology annotation, molecular function: protein-lysine N-methyltransferase activity. The transcript has 4 exons.